Messenger RNA from Fusarium redolens, 1527 nucleotides. Its product is annotated as glycosyl hydrolase. The transcript is spliced from 2 exons. Gene Ontology annotation, molecular function: hydrolase activity, hydrolyzing O-glycosyl compounds. NCBI's taxonomy places the organism in Eukaryota, Fungi, Ascomycota, Sordariomycetes, Hypocreales, Nectriaceae. Bases 1 to 1527 code for a protein of 508 amino acids. Gene Ontology annotation, biological process: carbohydrate metabolic process. The record is from RefSeq and is a predicted model, not a curated record.
AUGUCGCCCUCCAACCCCAUCAUCCCUGGUUUCUCCCCCGAUCCGUCCAUCGUCAAGGUUGGCGAGUGGUACUUUCUUGUCAACUCCACCUUUCACAUGUUUCCUGGUAUUCCCGUCUACGCCUCGAAGGAUCUUGUAUCGUGGAAGCAUAUCGGAAAUGUUAUUAGUAGACCGGGGCAGGUUAUUCUGAAACAAUCAGACACCGAAGUCAACCGUAUGCCAGAUGUUGGAGAAGUCAUGCUCGCGACUGGUGGUCUCUUUGCUCCAACCAUUCGCUACAACAAUGGCACUUUCUACGUUGUCUGCACGAAUGUUGUGAGAGCAACGGAGGAUACUCGGUAUUCUCUGCAGAACUUUAUUGCCACCACCACGGAUAUCUGGUCAGGCCAGUGGAAUGACCUCAUCUGGUAUGACUUUGACGGCAUUGAUCCCAGCAUCUUGUUUGAUGAUGAUGGAAAGACAUAUAUCCAAGGCUCCAAGGCUCCUGGUCCUUAUACCAGAAUCGCUCAGUUUGAGAUUGACAUUGAGACGGGCAAGAAGUUAUCAGAGGAAAAGAUCCUCUGGGAAGGUACAGGAGGCGUUUACCCCGAGGGCCCGCAUAUUUACAAGCGAAACGGCUGGUACUGCCUCAUGAUUUCUGAGGGCGGAACUUAUGAAGACCAUAUGAUCACCAUGGCUCGAUCCCGCGAUGUCUGGGGUCCUUACGAGCCAUGUCCCAAUAACCCCAUCUUAGUCCCGGCGAGCAAAGACAUGUAUGUCCGUCAUACAGGCCACUGCGACGUGUUUGAGGAUGAGAACGGCCAGUGGUGGGGAGUUCUUCUCGGAGUGCGCAGAGAUAAAGACGGAAGAUACAACAUGGGAAGAGAGUCGCAUCUCACGCCUGCAAAGUGGACCGAUGAUUGGCUCCGUCUUGAAUCCGUCGAGGCUGUGAUCAAUACAUCCCGACUUGCAAGUGUCAACGCAGUGCAGGGAUUGACAGCAGUGGAGGGCGUGGAUUUCCUGUACAUCCGAGACCCAAUUUUGGAGAAAUACAAGAUUGACAGUGGCAGCAAGACGAUCAGUGUAACCUCGUCGUCUGUCGAUCUAUCGCACCCACAGGAAUCUCCCAGUUUUGUCGGUAAGCGACAGCGUCUACACGCAGGGCAAAGCAGCGCAACCUUCAAGCUCAACACAUCUUCAAAGAUCAAGACCGGUCUCGCAGUUUACAAAGAUGAACACCGCUACUUACGUGUUUACUACGACGCCGCCGAAAAGGCAGUAGUUUACGAAUUCGUCAACAACGCCAAGGAUCUCAAAAAGACGGAACAGCGCGCACUGGACAAGGAUGUUGACACCAUCCAAUUCCGCUUUGAGUACACAGAGCAGGAAUAUCGGGUAUAUUACACAGCCGGUAAAGACUGGGAACACAUUGCGACGCUUGACACGCUCGAUAUGACAGGGCCUGACUUUGUCGGUCCCGUUAUCGGUGCGUAUGCCUUGGCGCAGGAGAAUGUCACGGUUGAAGUCGUUGAUCUGCAGGUUGAGUAG